Molecule: messenger RNA, 3949 nt
Organism: Ziziphus jujuba (common jujube)
Lineage: Eukaryota; Viridiplantae; Streptophyta; Magnoliopsida; Rosales; Rhamnaceae
Product: LRR receptor-like serine/threonine-protein kinase RGI3
Exons: 2
Coding region: 222-3515 (1097 amino acids)
Biological process (GO): protein phosphorylation
Molecular function (GO): protein kinase activity; protein binding; ATP binding
Source: RefSeq, a predicted model, not a curated record
GAUAACAAAAGAAAAUAAAACUAAAAAUAAAAAAGUUCGAUUUUACCAAAAUAAAACCAAAAACCAAUCUGCAUCACUAUCUCUCAAUUAACAAUAAUAAUAAUAAUAGAAUAAAGAAGUAGCUCUUGGAUCCAGAACUUCUGCUUUUCUUUCUAUAAACAAAACAUGGGAUUCCCCCCUCUACAAUCCCAAAACAGAUCAACAGCUCUCUUCUCUCAGCAAUGCCUGCUACUCUAAGGAAUCUCUUACUUUCACCUAAUAUCUUCUCCUUCACCUUAUUCUUAGCAAUAAACAUUCUUUUCUUUUCAUCUUGUUACUCCAUUGAUGAACAAGGACAAGCUCUUCUAACAUGGAAGAACAGUUUGGUCAGCUCCACAGAUGCACUGAAGUCAUGGAAUCCUUCCGACUCAACCGCAUGCAAAUGGUAUGGGAUUCACUGCAACUCGAAUGGAGAGGUGGUCGAGAUAAGCUUGAAGUCAAUAGCUAUGCAAGGCUCACUGCCUUCAAAUUUUCAAUCUCUCAAGUCCUUGAAGACCAUUAUCCUGUCUUCAACCAACCUCACUGGAACAAUUCCAAAAGAAUUUGGAGAUUAUAAUGAGCUCACUUUCAUUGAUGUUAGUGACAAUUCACUAACCGGCGAAAUUCCAGAGGAGCUAUGCAGGCUAAGCAAGUUGCAAACUUUGUCCCUCAAUACAAACUUUCUUGAAGGAGAAAUUCCAGCAGGCAUUGGAAACCUUUCGAGUCUCGAGUAUCUUACCCUGUAUGACAAUCAACUCAGUGGUGAGAUUCCAAAGAGUAUUGGAGCACUGAGCAAGCUGCAAACUUUUAGAGCAGGAGGGAACAAGAAUCUUAAAGGUGAGCUGCCAAGUGAGAUUGGAAACUGCACCAAUUUGGUCAUGUUAGGCCUUGCUGCAACCAGCAUUUCUGGUAGCCUACCUUCAUCUAUUGGAAUGCUGAAAAAAAUUCGAACCAUAGCCUUGUACACUUCUCUGCUGUCCGGUCCUAUCCCUGAAGAGAUUGGAAACUGCAGUGAGUUGCAGAACCUUUUCUUGUAUCAGAAUUCGAUCUCAGGUCCAAUUCCAAGAACAAUUGGGGAGCUCAGCAAGCUUCAGAGUCUACUUCUGUGGCAGAACAGCUUGGUUGGUACUAUUCCAGAUGAGCUUGGAAGCUGCAGAGAGCUCGAAAUGAUGGACUUAUCAGAAAAUCUUCUGACAGGAAGCAUACCAAAAAGUUUUGGCAAGCUUUCCAAUCUUCAAGAGCUUCAGCUGAGUGUCAAUCAAUUAUCAGGUACUAUACCUCCUGAAAUCUCAAACUGUACUGCUCUGGCUCAUCUUGAAGUGGACAACAACGAAAUUUCGGGUGAGAUUCCUACCCUUCUUGGAAACCUGAAGAGCUUAACUAUAUUCUUUGCCUGGCAAAAUAAGUUAACGGGCAGCAUUCCCGAGAGUCUCUCUGACUGUGAAGAACUUCAGGCUCUUGAUCUGUCAUACAACAAUCUUAUCGGUGCAAUACCAAAACAGAUUUUCGGGUUGAGGAAUCUCACAAAGCUGCUUCUACUUUCCAAUGAUUUAUCUGGUUUUAUACCGCCUGAUAUAGGCAACUGUACUAAUCUGUACAGGUUGAGAUUGAAUCACAACAGGUUAGGAGGUACUAUUCCAUCGGAGAUUGGCGAGUUGAAGAGCUUGAAUUUCGUUGAUAUGAGCAACAAUCAUCUUGUUGGAGGAAUUCCUCCAUCAAUAUCUGGCUGUGAGAACCUCGAGUUUCUUGAUCUUCAUUCAAAUGGUCUAACUGGUUCUGUUCCUGAUACUAUGCCAGGAAGCCUGCAGUUUGUGGAUAUCUCAGACAACAGGCUUUCGGGUCAACUGACUCACGGCAUUGGAUCAUUAACAGAGUUAACAAAGCUCAAUCUUGGAAAAAAUCAAAUUUCAGGAAGAAUCCCAGCUGAGAUCCUUUCUUGCAAAAAGCUUCAAUUGCUAGACCUCAGCAGCAAUGGUUUCUCAGAUGAAAUUCCCAAGGAGCUUGGUCAACUCCCUUCACUUGAAAUCUCUCUCAACCUAAGCUGCAACCAACUUUCGGGUAAAAUCCCAUCAGAAUUUUCUGGUCUUAGCAAGCUUGGAGUCCUUGACCUCUCCCACAACAAGCUCUCUGGGGAUUUAAAUACUCUCACAGACCUUCAAAACCUUGUCUCUCUCAAUGUCUCCUUCAACGACUUCUCUGGUGUAUUACCAAACACCCCGUUCUUUCGAAAACUACCUCUCAGUGACCUUGCUGCAAACAGAGGCCUCUAUAUCUCUGGCGCUGGUGUUGCAACUCCAACGGAUAGCAUUGGAGGUUCCGGCCGCAGAGCAGCCAUGAAGCUAAUGACGUCCGUCCUCAUUAGUGGCAGUGCGAUUUUACUCCUGCUUGCAGCAUACAUGCUGGUGAAAAGCCAUAUGGCUAACAGCAAGCUCAUGGAAGAUCAAAGUUGGGAAAUGACUUUGUAUCAGAAGCUCGAAUUCUCAAUUGAUGAUGUUGUCAAGAAUCUAACAUCAGCAAAUGUGAUUGGCACUGGAAGCUCCGGAGUUGUCUACAGAGUGACAAUUCCAAAUGGGGUAACACUGGCAGUAAAGAAAAUGUGGUCUUCAGAAGAAUCGGGAGCAUUUGCUUCUGAAAUCCGGACACUUGGUUUGAUACGACACAAGAACAUAAUCAGGCUCUUGGGAUGGGGAUCCAACAGGAAUUUGAAACUACUGUUCUAUGAUUACCUACCAAAUGGAAGCUUGAGCUCUCUGCUACAUGGUGCUGGGAAAGGAGGGGCAGAGUGGGAAGCUAGAUAUGAUAUUGUUUUGGGAGUUGCUCAUGCUCUUGCAUAUUUGCACCAUGACUGUGUUCCUGCUAUUAUGCAUGGCGAUGUGAAAGCCAUGAAUGUCUUAUUGGGUCCUAAACAAGAGGCUUAUCUUGCUGAUUUUGGGUUAGCAAGGAUUGUGAAUUCCAAUAGCGAUGAAGAUGAUUUUUCCAAACCAAGUCCAAGACCUCAGCUUGCUGGUUCUUAUGGAUACAUGGCUCCAGAACAUGCUUCAAUGCAGAGGAUCACAGAGAAAAGUGAUGUAUACAGUUUUGGAGUAGUUCUUUUAGAGGUAUUAACAGGAAGGCAUCCAUUGGACCCAACUUUGCCUGGUGGUGCACAUUUGGUUCAAUGGGUUCGUGACCAUUUGGCAAGCAAGAAAGACCCAACUGACAUUCUUGAUUCAAAGCUGAGAGGGAGAGCUGACCCAACAAUGCAUGAAAUGCUUCAAACACUGGCUGUUUCAUUCCUCUGUGUGAGCUCCAAAGCUGAUGAUCGUCCAACAAUGAAAGACAUUGUUGCAAUGCUAAAGGAGAUUAGGCAUGUGGUCCCCAUAAGACCAGAAGUUGAUGUGUCAAAAGGAGGAGGAGGGUUAUCAGCAAUUCAGUCAUGUCCUCAAGCUAGGAAGGUAGAUUUACAAGGAUCUUCUAACUGCUCUUUUGAUUUCCCUGAUGAUUCCAUGUCAUCCUGAAAGAAAGAAGGAUCUCAGAAGUGAGAGGCUAUAUUGUUCCAUCAUAUUUGUGUAUAUUCAUUGGAAAAAUCCACUAGAGCAGAGGAGAAUAUUAAAGGAGAAAAUUGUAGGUUGAUUUUCUUGUUUUUAUCUUUUUGAUUUUCAAUUGUAAUUUCAGUUUAUGUGGUUGUAGAUUUUGAAAUAAUUAAUCUAUUUAGUAUAGAUGAUGUAUAAUUUAAGAAGACAGCUUUAUGAGGGUAUUGAAUUUUAGGAGUUGGAAGUAACACUUUAAUGGUACCUCCACUAGAAUAGGGGGGCUAUCUUGGGAACAGUGAUGGCCUUGACUGUCUUUAGGAGGUGAGAGAAACCCAAGGGGAAUGUACAAGUUAAGAACAAUGAUUGGUACUUCUGGAUUUAUGUAAUUAGACUUAUUGAAAGGAAAUGGGAUUCCUUCA